Molecule: messenger RNA, 2208 nt
Organism: Anopheles coluzzii
Lineage: Eukaryota; Metazoa; Arthropoda; Insecta; Diptera; Culicidae
Gene: Cyt-c1
Product: cytochrome c1, heme protein, mitochondrial
Exons: 4
Coding region: 165-1085 (306 amino acids)
Biological process (GO): mitochondrial electron transport, ubiquinol to cytochrome c
Molecular function (GO): heme binding; electron transfer activity
Source: RefSeq, a predicted model, not a curated record
UCGAUCGUGGACUGUCAAAAUCAGCACUCAACGACGACGACGAGCGCUGCCGGACGGAGGUAGAAGAAACGGUGCAGAAACGAGACGGCAGAAGCAGGCACGAAACGACGGUACCGAACAGAGUGUGCGAGAAAUCUUUCACUUUGCCCCGUUGCAGUCCAAUCAUGGCGGCUUUCGUAGGACGAAUUUGUGGAUCCGGAUUGUUGAGCCCGAAAGGCGGCGCUACCUUGCAGAAGGUACAAAAUUUCUCUACGAGCCGCGCCUGGACCAAGAACCAGAAGGUUGCCACCGCUGCCGGUGUGCUGGUCGGAGGCGCCGGAGCGCUUCUGUACGCGCUCGAACAAUCGGUGUCCGCUUCCGGUACGGAGGUGCACCCACCGGAGCUGCCAUGGAACCAUAAGGGUAUGCUCGACUCGCUCGACCACGCGUCGGUCCGGCGCGGGUACGAGGUGUACAAGCAGGUGUGUGCGGCCUGCCACUCGAUGCGCUUCAUCGCCUACCGCAAUCUGGUCGGCGUGUCGCACACCGAGGCGGAAGCGAAGGCCGAGGCGGAGGAGAUCCAGGUGCGCGACGGUCCGGACGAGGCGGGCAACUACUUCAUGCGGCCCGGCAAGCUGUCCGACUACUUCCCGAGCCCGUACCCGAACGAGGAAGCGGCCCGCGCCGCCAACAACGGUGCCUAUCCGCCCGAUCUGAGCUACAUUGCGCUCGCACGUCACGGUGGCGAGGACUAUUUGUUCGCGCUGCUCACCGGCUACUGCGAUGCGCCGGCCGGCGUGGUGCUGCGCGAGGGUCAGUAUUACAACCCGUACUUCCCCGGUGGUGCCAUCUCGAUGGCGCAGGCACUGUACAACGAGGCCGCUGAAUAUUCCGACGGUACGCCACCGACUGCCAGCCAGCUGGCGAAGGAUGUGUCCACGUUCCUGGUGUGGGCCGCCGAACCUUACCACGACGAGCGCAAGCGCAUGGGCAUCAAAUCGGUCGGCAUCAUCAUGAUCCUCGGUGCGCUGUCCUACUACAUCAAGCGACACAAGUGGGCCGCGCUCAAGACGCGAAAGAUUUCCUUCCACCCAAAGAGCAAGUAAGCGGGACCGCGCUCGGGCCGCACCAACAACAGCAGCAACAGCAUAGGUGAGAUGUGAGGUGGAGGAAACUGGCCAUCAGCUGCCGACCGCGCGAAUCGAGACCACUGGACGGGAAUCAUCGGCAUACAAACAACAAAACACACACGCAGAGGAAAAAAGCGCAAAAGAAACGAAGGAAAAACCGGACGCAAAACGGCUCUAGGAGAGACACGCUUUAGAGUAACGCCGGCAACAAUUGGCACCUAGGAACACAGUGCACCAGUGGGAAUUGGGUGCAAGGAUGUACGAGGAGGAGGGUAGCGAAGUGUAGCGGCUGGGAGGGGGGAGGGUCGAAUGUAAGGACUUUGUUUUAUUAAAGAAUAGGAUAUUAAAAUCAAUCCUAAGCUACCGAUACUCGCCAAAUACAGAGAAGGAUCCGUCUGGUUACAGCUGCCACCAACCUUACGCAAACAAGAACAGGACACCUCCCUUUCGCCAGCCACUUCUCGCUUCUCCCCGUGUGUGCGUGUGUCACCCCCUUCCAUCUGACACCAGCCGCGAUCUGUUUACGGAUUGCGUGCGCCGCGCAACAUCCUUGCAACGGGCUUCUGGUUAGUUUUCUUUUCCUUCCUUUCUUUUCCACAUGUAUAGUUCAAUUAUCCUAUUGUACGCAGUAACAAACCACUACCCGAUAUGUGCUACAAGAAAUUACCGACACAAACACAAAGCUCUCACGAUCGUCUUGUUUCUUUUGUGGGUGAGGUCGAUUUCCGGGACGAUACGAUUCCCUGUCCGAAAGUGGGUGUGUGUGUGUGUGUGAUCACCAGGUGGUCACAAUUACUGCUCUUGUGAAAGUUAAAGCGUGUCAAUUUUAAAUUUGUCACACUAGUCCCAAUGGCCGCGUGCGCUUGUGUGUGUGUUUCACCCAUCGUGGAGCUGGUGGUGCACGAUCCUUUCUAAAAGGAGCAAAAACACAAGCGUCCUUGUUGUAGUAGUAGUGGUAGUAGUAUGGAGGCAUAAGAUUUUAUUUUAUAAAAAAUCAUCAAAAACUUGGUCGAACGAUUCCCGCGGUUUGGCGGCGGAUGAUGGAAAGUGUGAUUAGCAAAACAAACAAAAAAUAAAACCGAAACCGUUGUUAAUUUAA